Molecule: messenger RNA, 3352 nt
Organism: Linepithema humile (Argentine ant)
Lineage: Eukaryota; Metazoa; Arthropoda; Insecta; Hymenoptera; Formicidae
Product: aminopeptidase Ey-like
Biological process (GO): proteolysis; peptide catabolic process
Cellular component (GO): cytoplasm
Molecular function (GO): metalloaminopeptidase activity; zinc ion binding; peptide binding
Source: RefSeq, a predicted model, not a curated record
AAAAGAAAUACGUAUAUACCGUAAUAUAAAUCUCGGAUGAUAAUAUUAUGUCGAUAAUAUCAAUCUCAUUUUUAGCUUUAUCUAAAUGACGACACUUUCGCGCUGGAGUUCGGCAGACACUUCAAGGUUCCCUUAAUUUCCGAUAUCGAACAGCUUUGCAUUGCUACUCGUGUAAAAAAUUUUUUAUUUUGAUAUAUACAUAAUUUUAAAAAUUAUUUACUUUAUAAUUUUUCACACAUUUCCUGUAACAAUAGUUAAAAACAACAUACAUUUACUUUCUAUGCAGAAAUUUACUUGAUUUGAUAUUAACAGUCAUUCUCCCUUGUUUAGUAGAGUGUUGUUCUCUCGCGUAACCUCUUAGAAAUUAUUUACAUCACAUAAUGUAUUUAUUAUGUUAACUGCGAAUAUUUCUCUUAGUGUUCAACGAUUUCUCGAAACAGUUAGAUAGCGGAUUCAAUUUAUAUAUCUCUAGCAUUCGCAAUUCGAGACGGUGUUAAUUGUACUAUUGUUACAAAUUGUUAAUUGUUACAAAGUACUAUAAGUUUUCAUAUGGAUAUAAUCUUUAUCUAUGAAGAUACUUUAAACAGUAAUUAAUAUGGCAUAUAUUUCAUUAAAUGUCGGAUUAUUAUUAAUUGCGAUAAUAACCUUUUCUAUCGUUAAAUUUACGAAAACUGAUAUUGAUAUGAAUGACGAUAGAAUAAAACAGAAAAAGUUUGAUUUAGUACCAUUGCAUUAUGAUGUCAAAAUAGAGUUAAACUUAUACAAAAGUGUCUUUUUUGGAGAAUGCAAUAUCACCCUCUUCAUUGAUCAAACAAAUGAGAUAACUAUUAAUAACUCAGCGACUUUCGCCAUAUAUGCAAUUAACUUGAUUAAUAACAAUAAUUCUCAGAUAAUCAAUAUUGUGAAAUUUUUGUUCGUCGAAAAAGAAUACAUUCGUAUCAAUCUUGUCGACGCAAUAUAUGCUUCUGGUAUAUAUAUCUUAAAUAUGCUAUAUGUCGGUACCAUAUUAGAUUACACAGACUUUUUUGGAUCCUUAUACAUAGACGAAAAAGUUGAAUUCGACAGCUUUAACGCAAUAAGAGCUGGAGGACUAUUUCCGUGUUGGGACGUGCCGGACGAUAGAUUUAAAUCAACCUUUAGCAUUUCUUUCCGGCAUCAUAAAGACCACACACACAUAUCGAAUGUGCGUAUACGAGAUCGAGUUGAAGACAUAGUAGAUGACACAGUAAAUGACAGAGUAAAUGAUAUAAUAAAUGACACAGCAAAGGGCAUGAUGUGGACUCACUAUAACAAAUCAUCUUUAAUGUCUGCUCAAAAUUUAGGAUUUAUAAUAACCACACUCACUCAUACCUCCACUUCCACUGAAAAUAUCAAAUUUUGGUGCAAAAAGGAGUUGAUGUCCGAGAUAUUAUUUGCAGAAACUAUUGCCCAAAAAAUCGUGCAUUACUUGAAUGAAAGGAGUACAAGAAAAGUGGAAAAAAUGGACUACUUUGUAAUUAACGACUUUCAGAGUACAAUGACUAAAGAGUUCGCAAAUAUUAGGGGAGUCAUUAUAUUAAGAGACGUGAAUAUUAUUUAUAAUGAUGCGUUAGAUGACAGUAACCGCAAAAUUGAAGUGGCAAACUUAAUAACGUAUCAAACAUUAGCUCACUGGUUCAACGAUGUGGCUCUGUGGUCAAAAGAAGGUUUUCUUACAUAUUUUACGGCGCAUGUCUUGAAUCAGAGUCGGACGUAUAAUGACAUAGUUGAUUUAUUUGUCGUCCAAAUACAACAGGAAUCUUUACGUCUCGAUACUCUUCCUGAUAUGAAACCUCUUCCACCUUUACACACCAUUACAGCUGAUUCAUUUAGAUCAUCUAUCCAUUAUAUCAAAUCAUCCGUUAUGUGGCGCAUGUUUUAUUACCUAAUAAAUGAUGAAGUGUUCUGGGAUGCUAUCAACAUAUUUGUAGAUUCUAAUAAGACAAUCGUCAAUGACUUCUGGGACAUUGCGCAAACUACAUUUAAUAAAGCUGGGAACGUGCGCAAACUAAACAUAAAACGUAUAUUCAAUGCUUGGAUAACGGAAACACGUUGUUCUGAAGUGAUGGUAGAACGAUAUAAUGAUUAUGAGCAAGUGAUGAGAUAUGUCGAUCCCGAUUUCAAAUUAGAAACAUGUCCAGCGGUUGUGCAAUAUGAAAGGAAAUACAGUCCUAGAAUCUAUCGCUUUAUGUUUUCUCGGGAGACAAAAACAGAGCUUCAAAGAGAAUUAGAAGAAGAUGAGUGGCUCUUAAUCAAUACAAAACAAUCUGGGUACUAUUAUGUCAAUUAUUCUAUGAAUAAUUGGCAACUGCUUGGGGACUAUUUGUACUAUAAAAAUAAUACCCGUAUACAUGUUAUCAAUCGAGCUCAAAUUAUCGAUGACUCGAUUCAUUUUUUGAAACAAAAACAAUUAAAUUUUAGUUCGUUUUGGAAUAUUACAAAGUUCCUACAUAACGAAACAGACUACAUAGCAUGGUAUCCUAUGAUUAAAUUUGUUGAACUCAUAACGUGUAUCUUUCCAAUGACGAAAAGUGAUUACGUAACGAACAAACUUGUAGAAUUGUUCAAUACACUUCUGACAAAUAUAGGAUAUUAUGACCAAGUUGACGAAUCUGGUCUUACUAAAACUUUAAGACAAGAAGCGGUAAAAUGGGCAUGUUUUCUCCGUUCUGAUACAUGUAGAACAACAGCCCAAUAUCGAUUAAGCAAAGAUCUUUCCAAUCCUGUACAAUCAAGAUUUUUUGCUUGGAAACAAUGGAUAUACUGUAAAGGUUUAAUGAUAGCAGACGACACCAUUUGGAUGAGUGUGUAUGACAAAUGGCAGGAAACGAAUGAAACUGAGCUUUUAGAAUACUUAAUUUGCUCUAAAGAUCCUACUAUUGGUAUCAAAUAUUUAAUGAUAGCGUUGAAAAAUGAAUUUCUAUUUAAAGCAAAAGGCAAUAGGCGUGCUCAUAUAAUUCUCUAUAUUAUUGCGAGACAUAUAAGAAAUAAUACUGCGUUCAACUUUAUAAUGCAACAUUUUAAAGACAUUGAAUUCACUUUUAACAGGUAUGCUGACUAUGUUGUAAUUUUAAAUGUUAUUAUAACGUUCGACCAUUCCGUAGAUCAUUUCAAACAGAUAAGUGAAUUCGUUAAAGAAGAGAUAAAAGACGAGAAAAUAAUGUAUGCUGUUGAAGAAAAAAUAAAAACACGAAAAUCCCAAUAUAACAAAUACGUCUUAUACUACGGGCAGUUCGGCGUCUUUAAAAAAAGAAGAAAAUAGGCAAACAAUUGAAUCCAUGGAGAACAAUAAUUUUACUUGGUGCAUGUAUAUAUUAUAUAUUAAUAAUUUUUA